Molecule: messenger RNA, 1755 nt
Organism: Pleuronectes platessa (European plaice)
Lineage: Eukaryota; Metazoa; Chordata; Actinopteri; Pleuronectiformes; Pleuronectidae
Gene: rnf215
Product: ring finger protein 215
Exons: 6
Coding region: 236-709 (157 amino acids)
Biological process (GO): protein ubiquitination
Cellular component (GO): cytoplasm
Molecular function (GO): ubiquitin protein ligase activity
Source: RefSeq, a predicted model, not a curated record
AAACGGGUGGAACCUUUUGGUCCAGAUGGUCUUCACCGGAACAGACCGGGGGCUAUUGUCCUAUGGACUCACCUGCUCGAACAUACCACACAGAAUUGCCCGUCAGCUGUAGUGACCGGAAAUGACCGGCCCACCAGCGAAUGAUGUCCGUCAGGUCCCUGUCUCUGAUCUGAUUGGAUCCACAUCAAAUAUAGGUAUCUUAAUGUCAAGAGGAUAAAACGUUGGCUGGACCAUAAUGGCGUCUUACUUUGAAGAACACGACUGUGAGCCCACCAACCCUGAGGAGCAGUAUCGGCAGAACGCUCUACUUGAAUUGGCCAGGUCUUUAAUGCAGGGCUUAGACUUACUUGACACAGGAGCGUUCGACUCGUCAGACUGGGAUCAACGUCUUCCCCCCCCAGCUGCCAAGACCGCUGUUCAGACCCUCACCGUGGUCGUCAUUUCUCCAGAGCAAGCAGACAAAGGUCUGAAGUGUCCAGUUUGUUUGCUGGAGUUUGAGGAACAAGAAACAGUUCGAGAAAUGCCCUGCAAACACCUUUUCCACGCAGGAUGUAUACUGCCCUGGCUGGGCAAGACUAACUCCUGUCCGCUCUGUCGACUUGAAUUACCAACUGACAAUCCAGAGUAUGAAGAGUUUAAAAAAGACAAGGAGAGAAGGAAACAGAGGGAAAACCGGCUGGAGGAUCUACACGGAGCCAUGUACACAUGACACCACGAUGCUGUGGUGCAAAUUUGUAGCACAGUAAUGUUUUACAGAAAAUGAUGAUAAAGAAAAAUUCAAUAGAUUCAGGAAAAACACAAUGCUACAUUCAUGCCAUUUCAUUACAGAUUUUGUAAUAUAAAUGCAUCUGGAAAAACAUCCGUUAGCUUUAUAUUUAUAUAUAUAUAUUAUGAAAAGUAAUGACGAAUGUCUGACACUUAUAUCUCCCAGCAGCAAAAUGUUAUAUAAAAUAUGAAUAAACGGUUUGCAAAAUAGCUGCAAUGCUAACAGGACUGAGCUCAUUGUAAAUACAAUAUAAUAUUACAAAUAUGUAACAAUAUAAAUAACUAGUCUGUGUAAUUUCCAGGUUCCAUGCAUUUGACACGGCAUGAAUGCAGCAUAAGCAGUAACGUUGAACAUUUUAAAUGCUCUUUUCACAUUAGUUAGAAUAAAUUCACUAUAAUAUUAACUAUAUUUUAAGAUGAUUUUAAACAUACAUUUCAUGAGCUUUAAACGCACAAAAAUGCUGUAUUUACCUUAUGAAUAUUAUUUAAAAGUAAAUGUUUAUUUGUCAAUCGAUAUAAAGAAUAUGCUUUUCCAUACAUUGUCUUCAACAAGGACAGACUGAAAAAGAAAGGUAAAGAUUGAAGCAGCAGAGGUUGAGAUAUUCUGACUUUUAAUCUCCAGUGUGGCUCAACUCCAUAGCUUUCUGGGAAUGUGUCUUGUUGUCACUGAAGGAGUUGUGGUUCUCGUGCUGACUAAGCACUUUCAUGUAUAAAACUGGUUCCUCUAGUCUAGACCUUGUCCCAUGAUGUUUAAGGGAUUUCACUUCCCUUCUGGCCAUCACAAACAGUCCUUUGGUAUGAAUGUGGUUUGAUGUUUCUACAUGUUGGUACAUGUGUAUUAACACAAUACUGGACCUGCAGCACUGCUCAGAGUGUGAUAUUUAAUCAGCUGUGUAUAGAGCAUUUACAAAAGUCAGCCGUUCUUUGUCAUUUAAAGUUGUUUCUAUUUCUGAUUUAAAAAUAAACACCUGCUUUUUACAAAUAUAGAAA